Bipolaris maydis ATCC 48331 is the source of this 2655-nucleotide messenger RNA. RefSeq names its product ARS binding protein 2-domain-containing protein. The record is from RefSeq and is a predicted model, not a curated record. NCBI's taxonomy places the organism in Eukaryota, Fungi, Ascomycota, Dothideomycetes, Pleosporales, Pleosporaceae. Gene Ontology annotation, molecular function: DNA replication origin binding.
AUGCACGUCGACUUUGGCGAGGAGGGACAGACGGACCAUUCCCUCCUGACAGCCAACGGCCAUUCCCACGCCCACGCCCAUACCCACACCCACUACGACCACCCAGGCCCCGGCAGCGGGCCGUCCUACUCGCCCUUCCGGCAUUCAGGCGGCGGCAGCGGUGGCGGCAGCGGCAGCGGCAGCGGCAGCGGCAGCAGUGGAGGCAGUGGCAGCAGUGGUGGUGUCGCAGCGAUUGACCCGGGGCUGGAUCAGAGCACAGGUGCCAGCCGCAAUGUGCACACGCCAUCAGGCCAUCUACUUCAGCCUGACAAUACCGGACAUCUCGCCCACGGCUUCUAUGGCGACAUGCGCAGCUCCCAGACUCCCCCGGCCUCUGCGAAUGCCUCGCCGCGCUUCUCCGCCAUCUCACCCACCAGUCAGCCGCGCCUGGGUACUGCCCACUUCGAGCCCGCCGACCGCGACCCGCCCCCGCGCGACGUAUCCGACGACACCAUUGACAAUGCCUACGCCGCCUUCAUCCUCUACUGCAACCCAAACUUCCCUACCACCACCGACACCACCGAGCUGGUCAAACUGUUCCGCACGCCGCCCAAGAGCGACGGUAAUGCCUUUAGUACAUGGGCCCUCUUUGAGUUGAUCCGCAAGUUUGACGCAAAAGAAAUAAAGACCUGGACACAGCUGGCUCUAGAUCUGGGCGUGAAGCCGCCAAACACGGAUGAAGGACAGAGCACCCAAAAAGUGCAGCAGUACUCUGUGCGCCUGAAGCGAUGGAUGCGCGCUAUGCACAUUGAUGCCUUUUUUGAAUACCUCCUGGGCAAGCAGCAUCCCUACUAUUUACAGAUACCACCUCCCCACCAGCCGUUUCCAAGCCAGGGGCGUGAUGGCGUGCCUCUCGAGGAAGACCUGGCCAUCAGGGCUCUUGAUCCAAAGUUCAAGCCCAAGCGCGGGCGCCGAAAGGCUGAUGACGGAGAAGAGGACAUAGACUUUGACGAAGGCACUCCAGCUCGUAAACGACCCCAGCUAGAUACAAAUGUGGCGUUUGGCAAUGUGUUGCAGCCGCAAUCCGCAUACCCUACUAGCGCGCAUCCAAACAACAUGCAUGGAGGUUUUCUGACACCGCAAGAUCCAUGGACUGCAGUCUCUACCGUCACUCCAUCUUCUGCCAACACUGCAGCCUCGGCUCCAAGUCGUCUGGGCCAGAGUGGGCUUACUCCUUACACGGAAUCACCAAUGGGCGGACAUCAUGCACGAUGGCGCGUAAAUACACAGGAUGCGCCUCAUACACCACAUCCGCUUUCUGCUGUCACUCCACAGUCUGCAUAUCCGUUUUUUGACGAACCACAAUCUGCUGUCACGCCCUCCAGUACCAGAUCACGCUCCCGCCGGCGCCAUGGACCUGCUGUAUCGUCGGCUUGGUCAUCCAACAGCGGAACCGCCACUGGCAAACUUCGCGGUCGGCCGCCUAGUAAUCGUUCUAUCAGAGACGGGCCUUUUGUGACUUUUCCAGCAAAUCCAAAAACGAAAGAAGGGCCGCCCAUUGAUCGCAAUCCAGUCAACUUGACACCAAUUGUCGAGCGGGCGCAUUCAGACCCACCAGCUCCAGAGGGCUCCGUUCGUUUCCCACCCACACCGGCGUCUGCCGUUUCUCCCUCAAAAAUCGAGGGACCGGCUGCAGGAGGUGCGCCACAGAAGCAACGGCUGAGUCUCCAAGUACCUCCCAAUGUUGGUAAUCCAGUAGUACGCCUAACGACGCCAACUGUGCUUGUAAACGGAUUACAAAACGACUCCCCAAGCACUGGACUAGGACCAUCCCCGAUAAGCGCCGCAUCCACCCAAGUCUCGCCUGCAAACGCCUACGAGCAACAAAGCAUGUACGAGAAGCAACACCGGCCAACCCAUCAGACGUACCACGGAAACCUCACCCCAUCCGAGACGCCUGCGCAACCGCGACCACCGCCACCAACUCACUCACAACCAGAACCCGAACUCCCCUCCUCAACAUCACCACAGUUGCCCUCAGCAGUCCCCCUCGAGACGCUGAACCGCGCGCUAGCAGCAGAACUAAUACGCGCCCCAUUAACCGGGCGGCGCAAGCGCCUACGAGGCAACGAAGCCAAGCGCCUCGCCUCUGCAAUCCUACAGCCCCUCCACGCCAAGCCACCACCUACUUCCCUUGCCCCCACAAAACUCAUGAGCGACUACGCCCUCGGCAUCGCUAUCAGCAGCUGUCUCGGCCUCGCCUCUACCGUCGGUAUCGGCGCCGGUGGUCCCACCGGCGGCGUGCGUCGCGUCGAGUGCGUGCGGUUUCGCGUGGGCGGCGAUGGAUACGAAUCCCCUGUUGACGAGGACGAAGAUGAUGACGAGACGGAAUCUUCUGCUGCGAGACACGGUGCCCGCAGUAUCAAAGAAACGUUUGACGUCUUUUUCAAUGUCGCGUUUGGCGGCCUGACGGGCGAGUGGGUUGCCAAAGGCCUCGACAUGUCGGCUGCUACUGAUCCAGAAGAUGAGGCCCAGGCCACCCGGGAUCCGCAUGCUCCCGCGGAUGCCAAUGCGGACAGUUGGAAGAGUAGGUAUCUUGAUGCGCGGAGUCAGCUUUGGCAGAGUAGGGAGGAGGUCGGCAGGCUGAAGGAUAGGAUUCUUGAGGCUGUCUUGUGA